This is a messenger RNA of Mycena indigotica, 363 nucleotides long. RefSeq lists its product as uncharacterized. Bases 73 to 363 code for a protein of 96 amino acids. The record is from RefSeq and is a predicted model, not a curated record. The transcript has 2 exons. NCBI's taxonomy places the organism in Eukaryota, Fungi, Basidiomycota, Agaricomycetes, Agaricales, Mycenaceae.
CCUCGACAGAAACUCCAAUGCCAUCUCAGGUCUUCCCCGCCGAGAGACGCCCUGUUUGCUCAAAGAUACACGAUGCCAAACGAGUUUCGAGUCCGACAGUACAUAAAAGCCAAUUUGGAGGGGGAGGACAAACGGAAUAGCACCACUUGUGGAGCAUCCGACUCCGAACGGGCACGCAUAUAUAAUACCACCGCGGAAACAGACCCGGGCCCCACUUCAACUCAAACCAACUCUUUCAUCGUCGCUCUCUCUUCUCUCUCCUCUUGCUGUCCUCCCUUCUUCUACAUCUUUACCUUCUACGCCUCUCAGCCCUGGCUCCCCGACUAUGACUACGGCGGCGGCCGGGAAUGCAGCUGGGAAUGA